AUGAUCAACCAAUAUUUGGCAAUAAAAAUCGUCGACAGAACACCCAAAAGGAAGAGACUUACUGGACUCAAUCGUCAAAGAGGACUGCCCGGGAGGACGGAUGGUGGGAAUUUCAUGAAUGAGAGCGAGAUCCGCAAGGAGAUUGCCAUCUUUAAAAAAGUCAAUCAUCCUAACGUGGUCCGAAUGAAAGAGAUCAUCGACGACCCCGAGUCUAGCAAGCUUUUCAUGAUCUUGGAGUAUUGUGAAGGCGGCGAGGUUCAUUGGACGGAGGACGACGGUAGUCCUGCGUUGACACUACUGGAGACGCGACGUAUAUUUCGUGAUACCCUGCUAGGGCUAGAAUAUUUACAUCACCAGGGCAUCAUUCAUCGUGAUAUCAAACCGAGCAAUCUAUUGUGGGCGGCAGACGGCACAGUCAAGAUAUCUGAUUUCGGUUGUUCGCAUUACUCAGAAGCCUUGCGUACGGCUGCUACCCAAGCCGGACCAGAGGGUGAAUCGUGGGUCGAUGAUGUCGAAUUGGCCAAGACUGCCGGAUCGCCAGCUUUUUUCGCACCAGAAAUGUGCUACUCGGGGUCCGAUCAGGACGAUGCAGCGCAACAUGCCCGCUCGCCCCAGGGAACACCAGUUCAUGAGCUCACAAACUUCACCACACAACUGCCGACCGCCAAUGAACAACACCCCAAAACAAGCCGAUCAGACCCAGCCGUUCUCUCGCCCUCCAGUCGUCGUACCUUUCCCUUCAAACCUACUCAAAGUAACGAGUCAGGGCUUUCCCGUCGACCUCAAUCCAUGAGAUCACACUCGUCAUCAACCAUUGUACACCGCGAUCGAAUGCCCAUCACUAAUGCUAUAGACGUUUGGGCUCUCGGUGUGACUUUGUACUGUUUGGCAUUCGGCAAGACUCCCUUCGAUGCUCCUAACGAAUACCUAUUGAUGCAAGUGAUUCCCACCGCCGACUUUCACGUUCCGCCCUAUAUGAGUAAAGACCGUUUACCGACUGGCAAAGGCAAUGAAGAUGCCAAUGAGGAGGCUCUGGAAUGUCUGGAUCUGCUGAGGCGAUUGCUAGAAAAAGAUCCUGCCAGGCGAAUAUCGUUGGAUCAAGCAAAGAGACACCCAUUCACUCUUCGAGGUCUUUCAGAUCCCUCGGGUUGGCUGGCUAGUACAGAUCCUCAUGUCCAAUCUUUCGUGACCGUGUCCAACGAUGAGGUCGCAGCCGUCGUUAUCAAAGCGAAUCGUUUUCGAGAUCGACUUCGUAAAGGCCUCAAAACCAUCUCCAGUAGGCUGAGCAUCUUUGGUUCAAACUCUCGAGGCCGAAGCCACAGUAUCGGGGACGGUGAUACAAAUUCCAGUUACAGUCAACCUGUGUCCAACUUGCCCUCUGCGAUUCCAAGUCAAAUAAACCUGCAAAAUGCGAAUGAUAUAGGAAGACCCGAUCAAGCUCUCACUCCUCGCGAGUUAUCGCCCAUGCCAAGUCCACGUCCAAUGGGUAGCCUUUCUCGUCGACUGUCUCUUCUCGGUUCUCGUCAUUACGAUGCUUUCCCCUCACCUCGUCGACGGACUUUGCAAUUGGCUUCACCUCCUCCUACUGCUCAUUUAUCUCCGACUUAUGCCGUCGAGCCGAUCGGACGGUCACUGUCAAGCCAGUCGACUCAAUCGUCAAGCCGAGGUUUUAUCGUUCACAGACCAAUACGUAACGCCUCACAAUCCAAUAUCCGACCGGACACGGUGACACCCCACACUGCGUCCGGAGAACGUUCCGCGGAUUCACCCAAGCCGAUGGGGUCCUCAGGAUCUCUCGACAAAUUACAGGGUACCGGUGAAUUGACUCCUGGAGAUCCCUUGCGUAGAAGACAAAGCGAUAUAGACGUUGCAGCCAGACAUCGAUCGUCCAGCAAUGCCUCUAGUAAUGGUUUAGGUUUGGGUAAAUUGGCUCGCUUGUUAUCUCGUGGUAGUAGUCAACGUCGUCGUCCUACACAUACAAAAGAGAGUAGUGAACCAUCGUUGCAGUCGACACAAGGAACAGGUCUUCCUGCGAUCGAAAUGCCGCCUAUCAUGACACUCGGUGAACAUGGAAGACAAUCAAGUUUCGAGACUUUUGAAUCAAGUUCAUAUUCAUCAGGUCCGGGUUUAUCAGCUAGUCCUGAACGUUCAAAUAUGAUCUCCGCAGGUCCACAACGUCGCAGGUCUACCGUGAGCGAGGUUUUAACUCAAUCCGAUGAUGAUGAUUUUGAUUGGGCUGGCUCUAUUCCCGAUGACGAUGAUGAUGACGAACUGGAACCAGCAUCCCGAUCUCAAUCGGAAGAAGUAACGUUUGGUAGACGUUUCGUCGGUGGGGUUUCAAGACCUAACGAUCAUGUUUCACCACUUGUAUCAUCGUCACCCACUUUACCGACUAUUCAAGAUUCUUCACCUGGAUCACUCUUGUUACAACCUCUCAGUCCAGUCACUUCCAUACAGAAUCAUCGUAACAUAACCUCACCCAUUUUCCGUAGUUCCAGUCCUCCAACUAAUCUCGUCACUCGACAAUUCUCAUCACCCUCUACACCUCGUUCUACCUCUGCACAUGAGCGUGCACGUAGUCCUUUGGGUUUGACACAUCACAGACGGGACGAAUCUCCUACGGCAGGUUAUUCAGUUUUCGACUCGGACGAUGAUGAUGGGAAUGGGGAUGGGGAUGUGGACGUUGGGUUGGCAUUUUCCAUAUCCGCCAAACGUGGGAGGAAGGGUUCGGUACUGGAUAGACAUACAGCAGGAGCAGCUCCAACUUAGAUUGUAGAUUCUCUCCCGGAUGUUUGCGAUGUGACAGAUAGAUGUACACGAUUG
This is a messenger RNA of Tremella mesenterica DSM 1558, 2823 nucleotides long. RefSeq lists its product as uncharacterized. Gene Ontology annotation, biological process: intracellular signal transduction; protein phosphorylation. The transcript is spliced from 5 exons. The record is from RefSeq and is a predicted model, not a curated record. Gene Ontology annotation, molecular function: ATP binding; protein serine/threonine kinase activity. Gene Ontology annotation, cellular component: cytoplasm. The coding region runs from base 1 to 2769 and encodes 922 amino acids. NCBI's taxonomy places the organism in Eukaryota, Fungi, Basidiomycota, Tremellomycetes, Tremellales, Tremellaceae.